Molecule: messenger RNA, 2025 nt
Organism: Pieris macdunnoughi
Lineage: Eukaryota; Metazoa; Arthropoda; Insecta; Lepidoptera; Pieridae
Source: the annotation of a GenBank genome assembly
AUGGAAUAUAAACAGUCACCAUCCAAAAAGAAAUCAUUGAUUCAUGACGAAAAAUUUAUAAGAGAGUUUGAUUACGAUUCAAUAGCAGGAGUUUCUAAUCGAGCUCCCAAAAAACCACUACUUUUAGAAAUUUCACAAAAGGGUUCAUCAUUUCGGAAGUCUUCCCAAAAAGUACUAGUUUCCAUAAAACCUCGAGCGCCAGCUAUCAAAACAAUUUAUAUUGCGGAAAAAAGGUUUCAUCACAAAAAGCACUCUGAAAAAUCUGGUUCUAGAUUAGCAAUAGGAGAUCAUUCGUCAUUUGCAUACGACUAUACUGAAGAGGAUUCUAGUGUAGCAAAAAUCAUUCCAUGUAUUCCAAAUUCAUGCAAAACAUUUAAGAUCAAAGUUGAUAAACAAUCUCCACCAAGCAGUACAAUUGAAGGAACUUCGACAGCUGUAUCAAAAUGUGCGACAUCUAGCUCAUCUCGAGAUGUUACAGUCUAUCGACGAAGACGUAGAAAUUCUGAAAAAUGCUACAUGUACACUCAUCCCCAUAUGACAAUUAAUGUUCCUAAACUUGAAACAGUAACCGAAAAUUCUAAAAAUAUCCGAUAUAAAACGAACAUUGGCGCUUUAGUAGUCACAAAUAGUUCAUCUGACGAUACAAUAUCAGGUAAAAAUAUAGAAAGCAUACACAAAAGAAUAGAUUGGCUUGAACAGAGAAUAUUAAGACAAGAGAUGGUGCUUAGAACGCUCGAUCCUUAUAUCCAGUUAUCUUCCACUGAAGAUGAAACAGAAAAUGAAAAAGAAAAGCCGUUUCCUCAAGCCGACCCGGGUUGCAGCUAUGUCGAAUACAGUCACAUUCCAGAAACUUCUGCAUUUCAACGUUAUGCUCAACCACCAGCCCCUCUUUCCCCCAGUAAAGCUACAACAAUACAGAAAGAACAUAAUUCAGAACAAUACGGACGGGAUUUCACUCUUUAUGAUGGUAUAACUGCUCGGGGAAGAAGACAAUGUGCUUCAGUUCCAUGCAAACGUGAUGACAUCCCCAAACUAGCCGCAGAAAGAGUGCAUAAAAUUCGUCAUAAAUUAAAUCCUGUACGUGACUAUAGACUGAUGGACACCGUUCACUAUCUCGCCCAAGGAGAGUUUGCACCUCGUGAUGACGGUAUCAAACUAACACCUUCACGUGAAGCUGUAUUAAGCGAUAUCAUUUGGGAGGACGUGUGUCGAACACACUGGCCAAAUACUAGACUCGGUCGCCGGAUAACACAUCCAGAAAGAUAUGGCCCCCGGUCCGAACUGCAAAGACUGAUUGACAGCCUUUUAAGAGAAAGAGUUGCUCAUGUAGAACGUAGGCGACGCCGGCACUACCGAAUAGUUAAAUUAAAUAAUCGCCAUGAACAUUGCCGGGCCGUUGGCAAAACAGGUGAUAUUAUUGUUGCAAGCAAUAAGAAUAGACCUGAAGGUGCGGAAAAUGGUGGUAGUGAUACGGAGAAGACUGAGCACCACGAGGAUAAGGCUUGCCGAAAAGAAUCAAGUAAAAGCCACUCAAUAUAUCCUGAAAGCCGACGCCGAGUGUAUACACAUGAAGAAUGCACUCCGGGGCCUAGCCGGGUAAAUCGUUCUGGUAACAAACAAUCCACCUGUUGCUAUCGAACUUCUAGCCCUACUAAUAAGAAUAAAGGCCCAGAGAACCAAGAAACUAGCGGGAGUAGUGUAAUUACUUCAAAAUGUAGACCAAAACAGCCUAAGCUUGUGAUAAAGAAGAGUACUGGGCGUUCUAAAUUUCAACCCCAAGAACCAAAUCUUGAACAUUACAUACUAUUACCGACACUAGUUAUCCGUACACCGUCGAAUGUGAAAAGGCAGAAGAAAUUUAACGAAUUGUAUCACAAGAUUUUGAACAAAACUAACAUUAACAACGAAACUGAAUUAAACUACAACGAUGAAAAUCCCGAAUUAAACUCCGAUCCUAAUAAGAAGAAUAUUGGCUUAAAUAUAAACAUAACACUAUCGGAAAGCGAAGAAAAGUUGCACAAGUAG